UCUUCACAGUAGCGAGUCAGAAAGUAUAGUCUGAACGCCUGCGGCAGGUUACAUGAAAUUAUAUAAAAACUCGCUGGCAGCUAGCCCUUCUGAAAGAGCGUGUGGUCUAUGAUUAAGAAAAAAUGCCCAAUGAUGCAUUUGGUUAAAUGCAGUAUGCUUCUUAUCUUGCUGGCAUAUGCAGCUUGUGAACAUCAUGGUGAAAACCUGGAGUGUGAAAGUAACACUCAAGCUCAGCCACGUCUGGGCCACCGCAUUCAACUCCUCUUCCCACUGCUAAUUGCUGUCGCAGCACGCUUAGGUGCCCUGCUACCAAUGGCUGGCAGCAUCCUCGCAGGUGUUGCACUUAUGGUGGUGUUUGCGAAGGUAUCACUCAUUGUCAGUACAGUGACACUCUUAGUAUCUUCAUUAUCAGCCUUCCAGAGGGAAGAACACUAUGUUGUAUCAAUACGACAAGAAAGUCCAUACCAUUUGCCAAAUUCACAGUGAGUGGAUACUUCCCUUUUCAACAUUAAGACUGAAAAAGUAACAAAGUGUGUAAGUACUUAAAAUGAGUGUAAAUAUAUGUGAAAAAUGGAUUAUAAAUUUACUUCGGUUUUGGAGGAUAAUUUGUAUCUAUUUCAUUGAUGUAAGUCAGUAGAGGAUACUUUGUUCUUAUUACCUCAGUGUUAUGCUUGAGAUAAAAUUGUAUUAAAUAUUGGGGUAACUGUUUUUAUUCCCAUCAACUAAAUGCAUUAAUUUUCCUACAUUUGUGUGUUAUUGAUAUAUUCCUUUGUAUCUUGACUUCACUAUGUCCGUCUUAACAACUGCCUUUAAUAGCCCACUCAGUCACCCUUCUUCCUUUUGUUUCCACAAUUUCCAUAUUUCUCUGUGCAUGCAUUAUUUUAUGUGAUUUCUCUAUGACCUCUUGAAGAUGAAAAGGAACCAAAACAGGGUACAAACAAUAGUGAGAAUGUCAGGAAUAUACAAAAACCUAAAGGUACACAAUAAUCGUACUGCACAAGGCAACAGUGAAACUAGCAGCUGUGAAGGUCAUUUCAGCCCUUUCAGUAUCCACACCGGACUGGAAUAACUGAACCACAUCCUUCAUCAUGGCUUUAA
Messenger RNA from Schistocerca gregaria, 1098 nucleotides. RefSeq lists its product as uncharacterized. The coding region runs from base 109 to 486 and encodes 125 amino acids. The record is from RefSeq and is a predicted model, not a curated record. NCBI's taxonomy places the organism in Eukaryota, Metazoa, Arthropoda, Insecta, Orthoptera, Acrididae. The transcript has 3 exons.